Habropoda laboriosa is the source of this 1052-nucleotide messenger RNA. RefSeq names its product SAGA-associated factor 29 (gene Sgf29). Gene Ontology annotation, cellular component: SAGA complex. The record is from RefSeq and is a predicted model, not a curated record. NCBI's taxonomy places the organism in Eukaryota, Metazoa, Arthropoda, Insecta, Hymenoptera, Apidae. The coding region runs from base 69 to 950 and encodes 293 amino acids. The transcript has a single exon.
UGGAAAGAAGAUGAAAACAUAAGAAUCGUGUUACACGUGUUCCACUCGGAUCGUUCGAGCAAUCCAAGAUGCCGUUCACAGCAGACGCUGCCGCCAGCCAGAUCCAGGAGAGGCUGAAGAACCUGUACCAUCUGGUGCACGAGAUCGAAACUCAGCGUGUUCGUUCGGAACACAACCUGAACAACAUCAUCAAGACCUACGAGAAGGUAACUCCGGAGGACAAAGUUUCGCCGUACUACCAGCAAAAACUGAAGAACCUCUACAACGCGGCGAUCGGGGAUUCCCAGCAAGAGGAGGAAAUCCUCCGUAAAGCUUUAGGGAAGAUCAACGAAAUCCGCGCGAUCAGAAACGAACGACGCAUACAAGCUCGCAACGCGGGGAACAAAGAGACGAUCCGUCGAGGUGCUCUGAUGAAGAUGUUGCUGAGCACGGCGCAGACUCUUCCCCUGUACGUAGGCAAGACGCCGGGAGCGAAACCGCCGCCGUUGUGCGGGGCGAUCUCCGCCGAGCCCACGUACAUCGCGAAAAUGGGCGACAUGGUGGCCGCUCUGGUGAAGGGCUCGGAGGAAGAGGAGAACUGGAUCCUAGCCGAAGUGGUUCAGUUCAACCCCACGACGAACAAAUACGAGGUGGACGACAUCGACGAGGAGCAGAAGGACAGGCACACCCUUUCGCGACGAAGGGUGGUACCACUGCCGUUGAUGAGGGCUAAUCCAGAGACAGACCCGCACGCCCUCUUCCCUAAAGGCUCGAUCGUGAUGGCGUUGUACCCUCAGACUACCUGCUUCUACAAGGCGGUGGUGAACCAGCUGCCCACAACCGCCACCGAGGAGUACGAGGUGUUGUUCGAGGACGCGACCUACGCCGACGGUUAUUCCCCUCCGUUGAACGUUGCUCAACGUUACGUGAUCUCCAUCAAGGAGAGCAAGAAGAACAAGAGCCAGUGCUAACGGACGAUCUGCGAUCGAAUCGCGCCAGUAUUACCUUCACGGUCUGUCUCCCGCUCGUAUUCCACGAGUAGAGUACCACCGUACCACGUUUUCCCUUUUGUA